Molecule: messenger RNA, 14705 nt
Organism: Aspergillus alliaceus
Lineage: Eukaryota; Fungi; Ascomycota; Eurotiomycetes; Eurotiales; Aspergillaceae
Gene: lah
Product: involucrin repeat protein
Exons: 4
Coding region: 297-14606 (4769 amino acids)
Source: RefSeq, a predicted model, not a curated record
AAUGUUUACUAUUCUUCCGUCGCAAAAACAACUCGGCUGAACUUCCCGAGUUAUCAAUACCUGUCCUUCUUACCCAUACGGUUAUCUCUCUUAUUUGAACUCUUCUAAUCCGUUUUCGCUUUUCCCGCUAAUACCUCUUCACUCCCUAUUAUCAUCACAAUCUCUGAACUCGACUUGGUUUUCGUAUUCUCUCCGGAAACCACUCACCUCUUUUGAAAUUCGGUAGCGGCAACAACCCAUAUUCCACAUGGUUGCCUGACUUUCUAGGGCGUCGCCUUGAUCGCUCUUUGCCCACCAUGUUUAAGGCCUUUCUGGCCGGGGGCCGUUCGUCCGAUGCCCGCAGCAGCUCUAGUUCUAAAAGCAACAGCCGUCGCAGAACAGAUCCCAAAGCUCCCUCAACAGUGAGCCGCAAGCCCUCUCGGGGUGACGACCGGGAUCGUGGCUUGGGUGAUCUGUCCGCCUAUUCAUCAUCUGGCAACCGCAGCAAGCGUUAUGCGCCCAGUGCGGCAGGCGAUUCCGUUGCCUCGAGCUAUACGACGGCAGAACUGGGUGAAUUCGAUCGGAAUGUUAUUGAACGAGCACCAAAGCGCAGAGAUACCGACGAUAGUGGACGUCGCGAUCGCUACCCAGAUAGCGAUGGUAGCGAAGACAAGCCCCGACGUAGACGGAAUCGAGCCCGAUCGCCGAGUCUUGAACGAACCCGUGAACGCGACAACAACACGGAUGAAGUAAGCGAAGGAGAUCGUGAAAAUAUUUGUCGAGAGAGACGACGUACCCAAUCGGGCGAAUGGCACACAUCGCAAGGUGUGAUCGUUUCUGGUGCUGAUGCCCCAGAGAUGGAAUCUUCGGACCAUCCCCAAUUUCCCCCGCCAAUCCAUAAUACACCCCCAGUCACAUCUAUACCAGGCUCGCCCAAUGCACCAGGUGUCUACGACCCUCACGUACAGCAGCAAUUCCCGGGACAGUUUCCGGCCUUCGUUGCUGAACCCUACCGACCACCAAACCCUGCAGGCGAAGCAGCCGAUUACUAUGGCGACCAAGGGCAAUCGGUCGCGCAACAGCCUGGAGUUCGGCCUAAACCCCCAGCGGUUAUCCCCAACAGUCAAGCGCACUUGAUGCCAGCAUCACCAAGUGCUAACCCGCCGCCAGAACCUAGUAGUAUGGGACAACUCGGCGCUGCGGCUGACUACUAUACCGAUGACGCCAACUUAGAGGGCCAAGCGCCCGAGCAACCAAAUAAACCCCCUUCGGAGCCAACAUCUAAGCCUCCCAGACCCGCCAUACAAACUACAGGGGUUCCAGGGCCUGCCACAAACGCCACUACGCAUAACGGGGGAGGAAGCCCUCAAGAGGAUGUGGGCUCUGGGGCCCAUCCCUUGCCAGUUGAACCGACGGUUGACCCGACUGCCGGUACUGACACACAAAAACCCCCUAAUAGUCAUGUUACAGGCGCAACUGUUGGUGCGGCAGCAAUGGGUGCAGCUGCAGGUUACAUGCUGAACCACCACCACCAGUCCUCUCUGGGUGUAGAACAUACCUCUCAAUACAACAACCAGAAUUACGAGGAGGCUUCCGCGAAUGGUGUUGGAUACGUUGGUCCAUCUAUGUACCCUCAUCAGCCCAACACACCCCUCUAUCCCGCCGAUGCCGAGGAAGCAGGAGCGUAUGCUGCCCAUCCAUCGCAUCCUCAUCAUGCAGCUCUCUACCACGGGGCCCCUUUUCAGUCCGGAGGGUUGGCUUUCCAGCAACGCCAACGCGGCCCCCUGGACAGAUUCAUUGAUUUCUGGCGUGAUCCAGAAGGUGUCGGUAUGUUUGAAGAUUAUACUGAAACCAUUGGGGUUUGCAAGUACUGUUUCGAACCUGGCACCUCCUCUCGCGACGCACCUAGGAAACAUGUCUAUAAACCCCAACGUCUGUCCAAUGACCGCUAUAGCACUGGCUCCCGAGUGGAUAAGGCUAGUCGUUACUCAUCCUCAGAUGACGAAAGUCGAUAUCGCAAGAAGACCUCUACAAAGUCAUGGCUGCCUGGGAUGCUUGCUGGAUAUACAGUCAAGUCGCUCUUUAGCAAUAAAGACUUUGAGGAUACCUAUAACGUCCGAUCUGGUCGAGUUCCAGGCUCGUCACAUGAUAGUGAGAGCUUAUCAGCGCUCGAGCAGCGAAGUCGGACAUCCCGUGGAGUCUACAGGCACUCUCACCGCCGCUCCUAUGAAAAUUUUACCACGGGAAAUCACGAAGAAACUCGACAGCGGUCGCGUUCGACGUCCCGAUCUUCGUCGAGAUCUAAGAAACAUGCUGCACUUCGAGAUGCAGCUUUGGGAGCUGCAAUUGGCUCAGCAGCUGCGACAGGAAAUCAAUCACGCCACCGAAGCAGCAGCCGCAGUCGCAGCCGGUCGCCUCGGAAGACCAAAAGCCGGAAAUCCUCAUCGUCCGAUUCAUCUUUUCUUGAUACCCCUAGACCAGCUCGGAAAUUUGUGGGUGGUGGCUUGAGCUCGUUUUUCACAAUCUCUUCUGAGAAUCGCAAAAAACGGCCGGCAAAGAAGCGAAGAAGUAUCUUUUCUUUCAACAACUCAUCCUCAUCCUCCCUAGAUGCCGACCUAGCAUUUGGAAGUGGUUAUACAAAGAGAUCAUCAGACAAAUCUAAAAAACUGAGCAAAAGAAAGGAUCGUCGGGAUGUGGAUGCGGCGCUGCUAGGACUAGGAGCGGCAGCAACAGCCAUAGCUGCUUCGGCUCACCACCGGAGUCGACGAACGGGCGAGAUGUUCGCUAGGAAAGAACCAAAACCCGCUCACCGAGACUAUACGUCACCUGCAAACAGUGACGAUGCUUGGGAGGACGUUGACUCAGGCGACCAGUCCUCAUCCAGUGUUAGUUCAGCCCUUGCCUUCGGAGGCAGUGGUCUGUUUGGCAGCCAUAGCUCGCAAUCUUCUGAGUCUGGUACAUCGUUGUGGGGCUGGAGAUGGGGCAACAGAAAAGGCAAAAAGCAGAAGGGAGAUAAAUCGAAUGCACCGGAGGGUCGUUUUCCUACUGGCGCUGCUGUAGCGACAGGGGCUUUAGGAACAGCUGCAUUAGCUGCAGGUUAUAACCGGGAAGGGAAAAUCAUCAACGAGGACACCGGAAGUGGUAAAGGAAGCCUUCGACAUGUGGCUCCUGUGCCUACAAGCGACCCUUCGCGCUUUGACGCUAUCAAUAUAUCAUCUUUCCCCUCCCAGCCAGCUCUAAUUCGCCCAGGACCCAUCCCUCUUCAACAGCCCCAGCCGGUGACACCGGUCUCUCAGGCUGUUUAUACUUCUCAAGGGGAGACAAUUCAUUCCUACACAGCACCAUCCGGGCCCCCGUCAUUUGACAGUACUUUUGCACGCUAUGGAUACCAGCCUCAGUCUUCACGAGUUAGUCCGAGGACACAUCAAAUUCCGGCUUACCCCGACUCGGAAGUUCAACCGAAAGUGAGCCGACCCCCUCAUCGAAGUGACUCCUCACCUGUAUUCCACAUGGAAUCAUUAGAGAGUGCAUUGAUGACCAGCGUGAAGCGCCGCUCUACCGUGAAAGACCAGGCAUCCGUACAAUUUGAUCUCACGAGGGAACAAGUAGAGAAAGAGCGACGUGCAGAUCGGCUUGAGCGCCUCAAGCGUGAUACCGAGCUCCAAGAGGGAGUUCAACUAAUUGACAGGGAGGGUGAAAUGGCGCCCCAUGAGGAUGAACGCAGGUCAAGACGCUAUUACGGGGAGUAUCGAGAUCCUGAAUAUGGUGACCGGGAACAAUAUGGUCGAGAUCUUCGAAGGGACAAAGACUCAAAAUCGUGGGUUGGCGCAGCCGCAACCGGCGCGAUGGGUGCUACAGCUGCAGCUACGGUGCUUUCUAAUAGUGGCUCCUCCGAAUCAAGUCAGAGACGCCAUUACGAGCGCUCGGAGAAGCGUCGUGCAGAACGACGUCGUAUUUCUGGCUCUGAUUCUAUAUCGUCCCGUCUUCCUAUGUCCGAGCGUGCCUAUGAAGAUAUAGACCAGUACCCGAGCUCGACUCAUCAGGAGGAGCAUAUUAAGACCUCUGUAUUUCGUGAUGUUUCGCGCAAGAAGCCAGUUUACGAUGACUAUGCACAAUUUUUUGCUCCCGAGGAGUUGCGGCAUAGCUCUGACGCGCAUGCGCGACACGAGCCUACUUCAGUACCAACAAUUAUAGAAGAGGAAUUUGCGAGUGAAAGGGGCAAGGCGACCGAGGCGACGUAUCCAGAGUAUCGCGGCCUACCAUGGCCAGUUCCAGAACUUAAGCUUAUCGAGCCCACGCCACCUCAAAGCCAGAGUGGCUCUGUCAGAGAUACUACCUCCCCGACUCCCUCGGCGCCAAGGGUGUAUGAAGAUGCUAGAACAUCAUCAAAAAGGCCAACAACCAGCUCCCGCGUGUCUUGGGGUGAGCAUGAAACGCACGAAUACGAAGUCCCGUCUACAUCCUCGGAGUUUGAUCCUACUGACCAAGAUGUUGUGACACACCAAGCGCAAGUCAAACAUAUUGAUAGCGAAUUUACUCGAGAUAUACCGGCUAUUCCAGUUGAUUCGUCCAAGGGUGUCACAAGUGAUCAUGGUGCUGAUAUUGACUUCGCAGCAACUGUGGCUGCAGCAACCGCAGCCGCAGGAUUUGGUCCAUCGCUUGUAUCGGACAUUAGAGAGAAGCUGGUCUCUCCAUCAGAGACACCUCAUGGAUAUGUCGAAGGUGAGGCAGUAGCAUCCGAUGAUGGAGCGAGACAACCGCUGCUAGAGAAAUACAUUGAGAACGGACCGCUUUACUCUGAACCUGAGUCUGUUGGCGAGAGUAAUAGAGCAGCUUACGAGGUUCAGUAUCCAUCAUCGAUUGCUCAAGAAGUGAUACGGCAGCUCACCGGAAAUAAAAAAUCCGAUCCAGGGGAAUCUUCUGGAACGGCCGUCGAAGAACUGAAAGAUGACCAACAAACCUUGGGCUUUCCUGAUCGACGUGCUGGGUCCAAGUUAACUCCAGGCAAAGCUUUCGAUAUGCCUGGUAGUUUUGAGCCGGAAGACUUAUUUAGACCACAGAAUCUACAUGAGAACGCACAAGAAUUAGUCCAGGAUGAUUCAAGGUCAAGCGUCUCCGCUUCUAUACCCCAUGGCCGUCAGUCUCCAACGAGAGUGGAAGGGCAUAGGAAAGAUAGUAACGAAUUCAACGUGACUGAUACGGCCACAUCGCCUACUGUCCAAGAAGGCUCUACGGAAGGAAAGAAGAAGCGAAGGAAGAGACGCUCUAAACGAGAUAGUGAUGCUUUUGAUGACUCCAUCUCUGUCACAUCCUCCCCAGCUAGAGUUGAAGAGGCCAAUGAUGGACGCAGGAGUACGGAAGAAAAGGCAAAAGAGAAGACGAUGGGUGGGCUUCUGAGUAACUUGUUUGGACCCAGAGCCCCCGAGUCGGUAACAAGCAAGAGGUCAUCAUCUUCCGAUAACCCUCGAUCUCGGGAGGCCCAAUCCGAGGUUGGGCCCAGGCUUUCUGAAGAGUCUAGACGGCAGCGAAGGGAUGAAAGGCGGCGACAAAAGCACGGAGGAUCAAUGGACUCUGGUACGAUGGAGCGCGAGAAGGACCGGACUUUAUCGCAAGACAGAGACGCCCAGGCGUCUUUUUUAGCUGAACGCCCCGAAAUGCCCACUCAGGUAGGCAACAAUGAUUAUGAAGGUGCUUCGGGGCGUUUUUCCUCGGUGGAUGCAGGACUUAGAGGAUUGGGAAUAAAUGUUUUCGAACAGCGACCACGGAGUCGUUCGGCAUCCCCUCCUGCAUCGGGAAGAACUAUUGACCUAAGCCCUAAGUCCCAGAGUAGACCAACAUCACCUGAGCUGGCUGGGUCAGAGAAAGAAAACCAGGGUCAAGAAUCACGGCGGCCAUCCGGAGUACGACCGGCAGAGUCCCCUACCGCCGUUCCUUUGCACUUUCGUCGACCCCCAUCCACGUCACCACGGGCCCAUCGUUCGCUGUCAGCCAGCUCUCCUGCAAUGUCAUCUCCUGGCUCCCCAACAGGGCGCGCUCGCCGUCCAGCUUCUGGAGAAUUCAUCAAGUCUAGAGAGAUGCGGCCCCUGUGGCUUGUAGAACGCCAUGGUAACAAGGUGGAACCUCAGCCUGACGAGCCGUUACCUUCUUUACCAUCAAGUAAGACAUCAUCAGCAAAUGCUUCCGCCGAGGAUCUUGCAUGUCUGCAAGGUGAGAAAAGUUGGGAAAAACUAGACUUCCGCCAAGACAUGCGUGAAAACCAGCAGUCUGUUGAUGUUGAUGUUUUGUCUACUCCGUACCAUGAGGACAAGUCUCAGCAUGACGGGGUUGGUUCUGAAGAAGCGACACCUACUGCCGCAAGUUUCGGGCAAGGAAACGCUCAUCCCACAAUUCGGAAGGAAAAGCCAAAAUACGAGUUCCAUUCACCUUCUGAGCUUCUCCAGGAUCCAAGUACAUAUGCAGAGCUGCCCUCUUCUCCAACAAUGGAUGCUCUUCCUUCUGUCGAGGGCUCUGCGGUCGACGUGAGAAACGACGGCAGGCUAGAGCGCAACCUUGAUAGCCUUCCACCUCUACCUGUAUCUCGACCUUCUACUCCUGAAAUCUUACAAUUUCAUGCCUCAGACGCCGCAGAACCACGCCCGACUCAAUCUCAGGCGGUGCCAGACAUUGAAGCCCCGACCCUCUCCGGAUCUGUCGGUACACCUAUUGCUAAGGUAGUGGGAGCGGGUCCCCUGGAUCUUCAGCAAUAUGACAAGGGGAACUCCACAAAGUCCACAGGAGCUGAUAACGAAUCAGAUGAAGCUCCAACGUCUCAUGAACCAGCUUCCCGGAGCUUAGCGGAUGAGGCUAUCCCGGUACUUCCGGAUGUCCAGCUCUCAACAACCGAGCCAGAGAAUGUUAGAAAGGACAUUUCUGCUCGAGAUGCAAAAUCUGGGUUUUCUGACAUUGUAAAUGUUGCAACUGCAGCUGCUAUGGGACCCGCAGAUGAGAAACAUGAAUUCUCUGACGAAUCGUUACACGCUGGAAUUUCCGAAGAGGCAAAGGCAGGAGUAGAUCCUAUAGCAGAUGGAUGGAGGCCGCUACAAGAGGCGCAACCUGCACAAAAGUCUAUACCGGACGUAAAUAACCUUGCAACUAAGAACGACAACGAGCCAUUUGAGGACGCUAAGAUCAGCCCGAAAUCUGAUCCAAACUUCUCUGGUGCCAGCGAUGUUUUUCUCGAUGAAGGAAAACAAAAUUUCCCUGUCGAUCAAUCAGCGACCGAAGAAUCACCCGAGCCAAUAACCGGGAACGUGGGCAGGGUUGCCGAAGAAGCAGUUCAACCGCCCUUUGAAGAAUUAGCAGGAGAUGUUAGUUCUCCAGGCUUAUCCAAAAAGAAUAAGAAAGACCGGAGGAGACAACACAAGAGCGUGAAUCUGAAUGAAGACAGUACACCGCCGGCCCAGGAUUCUCCAGCUACAGCUACAGUAUCACCUUUGACCCCGGGAUAUGUUGAGACAAUGCAUGAGACAAUAGCUGAAAGAGAACUUUCAACUGAGCAGGAUGCCGCACCAAGGGGCAAUGAAAUCUCAGCAGUCGAGGAAGAACCUGUUGUAGACCUCUCAAACACAGACGAGGCAGCUAACACACAAGAGCCUGUUGCGGAGACCUUCAAAAGCAAAGAAAAAGUGGAUGUGCAUACAUUUGAGAGGAGUCUGACCAAUGAGCAGGAUCCUGUUAUGCAGGUUGGAGAUUUGCAGAACGUCCUCGACCCAGAUUCACCCACAGAUCCGUCUAAAGAGAACCCUGUUUUGGACCCAACACAGUCAGACAACUCUCUCCUAACCGCACACACUUCUACUACUGGACAAAUUCCCGGUUCGGAAGCCUUAGAAACAGGGGUGACACGUGAGGCGCAGAUGCCCGAGGCUACCAUGAUUCCUGGACAGGGGCCUGUUGUGGGGACCUUCAAAACUGAAGAUGCUCCUAUUGUUAUCGAUGCUAACACGCCGGAGCAGGUGGCUCCUAUGCAUAUGCCCAGGACGGAAGAAGCUCACGAGGACGACGUAGCGUCUGGCAAGAUGCCAGAUUCCGACGCAAAACCAGCAUCUUCUGCAGGAGAAGCGCCCGACGACACAGACAUCUCUAGGAACUUAAAGUAUGAAAAGAACAGAAGGGAAAGCAGGGGCUCAGCUGGAGAUGAGAGCGUUGAAAGGCCGAGUAGACUAGGAGUUGUGACAUCCAGUGAAGUUGCUCCAGAGGUUUCUACUACGCAAACAACUAAAAAGCCUCAGAAAGAUACCAUCGAAGACUCCACAUCUUUCAAAGAGGAUUUACCGACUCCCAAGGAAGAGAUUUCCUAUAUUGCUGAAGAUUCGGGGCAUCCUACAACGAAAGGAGUUGAAAGCGUGGAGAGGUUAGUCGAGUCUAGCCAGCAGGACGUUGUGCAGCCCGAAAAGCCUGUUGAACACUUAGCCGAGCUUGAGGAACAAGACAAAGAGCACCUACAGCCAGAAUUACAAGGCUCGCCAGGAGAACAUGUUCCCACGCAAGAAAAACCGCCUGGAGCUGUAUAUGGGUCCAACGAAUCUAGCGCUGCAGUACCAGAGCAGAAUAUGGGGGCUGGGUCUCCGGAUAUUCAUAGGAGUGAAAUUGGUCUUGCGGCAAAUUUACAUGAGGGACUGAGCACCGAGACGAGUACAAUUCUGCCUGCCUCGGUUGAUUCUAAACCCGAGGUAGCACAACUGGAGGACGAGCGACAUGUCCCAGAAGAAGCAGAAGCUCCAACGGAACUAGGUUCUGGAAAGGUAUCACUAGAACAACAGCAGUUGCAGGGUGCUCCUGCGCCUGUCGAUUCAACAACUCCUAGCCUAGCACCUAUGAUUGCAGAAGCUAGCGAACAAGCACAAAGAACUGACGCUGCCAACGUAGAAACUGAGAUUUUCUUGCCGCGGAAAAACAGCAAGAAGAAAAAGAAGAAAAACUUGCGGAAUAGUGCUACGGACCCGGGACUGGAGAAGGAAUCAGAGGAUGCUCCCCCGGCCGUGGCUUCUGAAGGAGUCACGCCCCUGACAGAAGCCCAGCCUACUGUGCCUCCCAACGAAGGGCCAGAAGCCAGGCAGCCUGGGAAAGCCCAGGACGGUAAAAAUGAAGUUACCGUGAACAUUCCGUCCGAGAGCACGCGGGAGGUCGCUGCAGAUACGCAGAUCAAGUCUGAAGUUGCUAGCUCGGCGGAAAUGGUCCUGACACCCAAUUUAGAGGAGACUCCGGAGGAGCAGCCAAAAAAGAAGGGCAAAAAGAACAAGAAGAAUCGAAAAUCAAUAUCUUUGUCGGAUUCCCCUGCUGAGACCCAGCCCCAGCCUCCACUCUCCGCCGAGGGACUUAUUGCUGAGAUUCUACUGUCAGACACAAGCGGUGUGGUGCAACCAACGGAUGAUACGACGCUACAGGAAACCACAGCGAUUGAAGAAGACGCUAUCCCAACAGCCGAAAAGGAGCCAAUUGCACUUGUGGAGAAUCCGGCUGAAACCAAUGUUAAUCCACCACAUAUGCCUGAGCAUGUGCUAAGCGAUCUUGUAUAUGAUCCCGAACAUGAAGCGGGGGAGACAAUACCGGCAGGCAAGAACAAGAACGAUGAACCAAGCUUGCAGUCUACACCUGACACAGAUCUAUUAGCUGCCGAACUUCCGUCGGGCGUUGAAGUUGCAACUACGAACACAAGCUUUCUUGCUGAAGAGCCUUCUCUCAUCCACGGUCAAGCAGUAGAUCAAAGGGAGAAUAUUGGGAACAAAAAGCCCGUGGACAUCCCUGAAGCUGCGGGAGACACAGUUUCGCCAAAACCAGCAUCCGCACUGACUGCUGCUCAAAAGAAGAAGGCCAAGAAAGAAAAGAAAAAACAGCGCAAAUCUGUGCCCCUAAAUGAGCCAUCAACUCUUGAGCCAGGAGUUGUCUUGAGCCCAGCAGAUGAUUCUCUGGAACGUGAUUCAAAUCUGGGUAAAUCAGCGCCCGCUCAAGAACCUGAGGAUCACCCUGCUUCAAUCAAGGAGCCAACCGAUACGGAUAAACUGGUGAAUGAACAAUCUGGACUUGAAACAAUGGCGGAUACGGAACCCAACAUUGUGUCAAACAACGGGUUUAAUGAGAAAGGCCAAGAGCCUGCGCAGCAAGAGCCUAAGGAUGUACCCGGUGACAUUUCCGAUAUUGCAGCAACUGAAGUAGCAGAUGUAGAUCUGAGCCAAGCACAACAUACCGAGGCUGCACCAUCAAUCUUGGAAGCUACCCGUGCGAACGAAGAAAAACUAAAUGUCGCCGCUGAGCCUGCUGAGGAACAGUAUACAGUGGAAACAGCAAGCGUCAAGGAAGAGGCCGUGAGCGAAAGUCAAGAUGAGAUAGAGCCUGUAGAUGACAUUGCGAAUGUUGUACCAACCACGAAUGUGGAGGCAACCCGGAGGCAACCUCAAGGCGAGGCAUUUGGCGAGAAAGCCUCGUCUGAGCAGGGCAAAAGUGAUGAGGUCUCUACUACUAAAGUUACUUCACAAAAUGCAGAUGGCGACCCUGCUGAACCUUUCACCCCUAAGAAGUCGAAGAAGAACAAAAAGAAAAAGAAACAGCAGUCAUUCUCCUUGGAAGAGGAUCGACCUGCCGCCAUACAGGAAGAGACUACCGAAGAGCCUGCUGGUGCGCGUUCGGAUUCGGUUGAUAUCUCUGGACAACAUCAAUGUUCUCUAUUUGGUGAUGAUGAUGAUGCAGAACAACCACGAAACGUUCCUUCAGAACAGCCUGUGCAACAUUCGGAAGCAAAAGAGGAUGAGCCCACUACGGUUGCAGAAGAGGCGGAGCCUACAAGGCCUGUAGAACCUGAACCUACAGUGGAUUCCCGAACGUCAACCUCGAAGAAAAAGGCGAAGAAGGAUAAAAAGAAGCGCAAAUUAGUUUCUUUCGCAACUAAUGAAGAGGAUGCUUCUGUACAGUCAUCCAAAAAUACCGAAGUAACGGAAUCUACUGAGCAAGUUGGUGAAGCUAGCAAAUCUCUAGAACCAAGAGAUGAGCAAAUAACUGAAGAAUGCACCCUUACUCAGACAAGCCAGGAAGAUGUUGGUAGUACUACUAACGAAAGAUCACAGGAGACAGAAAUAUCUGUGGUUUUACCUGAGGACGUUUCCACUACCACACUCGGGUCGAGUGAUUCAAAGUCAACAGAGGAGGUCGCACUACAAGACGAACAAGCCACUCAGCUGUAUAUGAGCCCCCUUCCUGGAAGAGGGGCCAUUGCCCCUGACCCCAUGACUCAAGCGUUCUCAGCGGCGGAAGAGCUAGCAGAUAAUGCCACGGCUCCCCAACCAGAAGAUAAUACCAAAGUUGACACCCAAGUGUCUGAGACCCCUAAGGAUAAGGAAGAAGAGCCGGAUACAGGUGCUCCGGCUGCCAUAGGAACUAGCGAUCAAAGUGAAGUCAUGUCUAAUCUAAAAGUCUCGAUUCCAGAGACACCCUCUACGCAGGAGCCUACUGAGGUACUUGAAGAGGUUGAACAAGAGAUUGCCCCUUCCACGUCAAAAAAGGACAAAAAGAAGAAGAAGAAACGCAAAACCCAAGAAUUGAAUGAAAGCGAGUCUUCUGUUACACCUGAACCAAGCGCUGCACAGACAUUAGUGCAGAUUGGGGAGGUUAACCAACCUGCAGCUCCGGAGGUAAUCGAACGUGUUUCCGAGUUGGACAAUGUCACAAAGUCUCCCGAAGCCUCGAGCGAAAUGCCAGAUGUUUCACCGGAGCCAAACGCCGAAGAUACGCAAGCUGAAGCUGAACAAGCAGAAGCUAACUUGGCAAAGGAGCCAGAAGGAACUGCAGAGGAGGUAAGGGAGCAGCCUCAAAAGCCGCAAGAUAACAGCCUCCUUGGCAUGUCGGCAAAAGAAAGGAGAAAGGCAAAAAAGAGGGAGAAAAAGCGCCAGUCAAAAAGCCUCGACACUGAUAACGCUACCUUCACCGCCGCACAAGAAGAAAAGGCUCAAGACCACUUGACAAAUGCGGAUGCCACUUCUGCUGAAGAUGCCACUCAUGAUACAAACGAAACCCAAGUGUCUGCUGAAAUAAAACCCUCAGACCCAUCGGUCGAUGCAACCCCGCCUGCUGAAGAUGACGGUAAAGAAAAUCAGUCCCACGGCACCGAGUCCCACGGCGAGAACGAUAAGAAUCUGUUUUGGACUGAUCACAUGGUAUCUUCGCAGGUAGAUCAACAACAAGCGACUCCCUUCGAUUCUCCUCCCCAACCCGCACCUGAGAAUAUCGAAGCCGAAACGGGAACUGUCUCCGGAAUAGUCAAAUUCGCUGAGGAAAUCGAGGUAGGGACCAGAGAUCUUCCUUUAAUGGACGAGCAGGAGGCAACUAGCGGGGUAGUCAGGAUUUCUCUGGAGCAGCUACCCGCUGAAGGUUUUGCAGCGAAAGCAAACGAAAGAGGAGAGGUACCAACACCAGACGAGGACGAGCUAGUGAGCCAGCGGGGCAUAACUUCGGAAACAAGGGGCCAAGAUACUACCGGGGGUGUGAGGCUGGCCCAAGAAACUGAGGGGCUGAAUAAGAGAGACGAAGAUGCGGCCACUGAAGUUCCGUUCACGGCUGUUGAGAUAGUAGACGACUCUACGAGUGGUCUGCAAGCGCCGAACGAAGAUAUGGUUGUUCUGCCCCCGGCUGAAGUUGGAUCUCCCCAAGACCUAAGAAAAUUGAGUAACGAUUCAACAUCUGAAAUUGAGGAGCUUGAUGCAGCGAUGGGCUCAACAAAGAAGGCUAAGAACAAAAAGGACAAAUUACGCCAAGUACAUCAGGCAGAAAACUUUCAGCGAGAACAAUCAACUGGCGAGCACAACGAGGAAGUGCAGGCCUUCGCGUCCUCAAGUGAUCGACUAGAAAACGCUGAGUCAAACCUAGACUCCAUCAAAGCACCCGAAGAUGUUAUGCUCCGAGCGAAAGACUCGGAGCUGCAAGAGAUCAACGUUGAACCGGCUACCGAAAGUGAUGGAAUGGAAAAAGAGAUUGCGACAGAUCUCGUCUCACAACCCCCGAUAAUACCGGAAGAGAUCCGCAAGAGUGCUACAGAAGAGACCAUCGCUCCAGAUACUACUACGGAAUCCUUAAGCGAGACGCAGGCCCAACUCGGAAACUUGUUGCCGAUUAUCUCCAAUGAAGGGGACAAAGAAAGCACGACAGCUUUCGCUGAAGUUGGAAGGGCAGUCGAAAAACCAGCUGAAAUUGAGAAAACACCGGCUCUGGUUGAGACUGUCGCUGAACGUUUUGAGACCAACGAAAGAGUAGACUUGAUGCAUGUGGAAUCCUCCGGCCUCGAGCCCGAGUCAUUUGCUGAAGACAGGGAACCAUUGCAAACUGGCAUCGAGACUGUACGCGAAGAGCUAGGCCACGAAUUAUUAAAAGAGGUGGCUGGCACAGCCGAAGGGGAGAAGACAGCACAGCCUUUGAGCCGCAAAGAUUCGAAAAACCAAAAAACGAAGGCGAAAAAACAAGCAACGGAAGCCUCGAUUGAAACCUCAGCCGCUGCCCCGCCUAGUUCUGCAAGAGAGCCAGAUGCUGAAAGCAACCCUGAGGUAACAGCUGGUCCAAUAACAAUGGCCCCCGCCGAUGAGUCCAUAUUUGUGCCUGAAGAAAAGCCUAUGGCAAUGCCAGCUCCACAAAGCGAACCGAACGUACCGAAGGAGGCAUUUGAGGUCACUUCUGCGACGAAAGAUGAAGGUGCGCUUAUAUUGACAGAGCUUCCUGACGAGGGCCUGACCGAGCAAGAAAUUAUUGUAGAGAGACAACUGCAUGAUCUACUGGGAAAAGAGGGUAAAGGCGCUGACGCCCAGGAAAAACUAAUAAGCCAGGCUCCUGGGGAAGAUGAACUUGGAGCAGCAGAAGAGUCUAAGGGAUAUUAUAUGCAACAGGGUUCUUCUGUGCUCUUACCUGGGAGUUUAUCAGAGGAGAAAGGGAGACUUAGGCAAAAUGCUGAGUCACAGAUCGCUGAGCAAACAGAAAAGCCGACGUCAGAUGGACAAACUGAUUCUAUCGAGGAGGCUCAGUUCGAUCUAGGAGCAAGGCCAGAGGAGCCAGGGGGCUCAAUGACUGAAGAGCUUAAAGCGGAAGACCUUCCUCCCGGAACGCCAUGCGGAAGGAACAAGAAGGAAAGCAAAGAGGACCUGGGUGUAGGAGAAAUUGAAAGCGUCAGUGAAGAGGGAAAUGUGGAAGCUCCCAAAGCCCAGGGCCAGUUCGAAACCUUGACAACCGAGCGGUCUGCAAAGGAUGACGAAUGGCCAUUGAUAGAUUGGGAGAAAGAACGUGUCGAUGCUAUAGAAGAGACUCCCCAAUCUUCACCUGAAGUUUUCGCGGCCCCGUUUGAGCCAGACGAGCCGGCUGAAGCCAAAAAGGCAAAAUCAAAUUUGGGGCCGCGAGAAGAUUCUGAGGCGAUAUAUGCGACGCCAGAAGCAAAUGCCAAGACUGCGGAGUCUGUUGUUGAUAUAUCUACUGUAUCCACAGAGCUCGUUAGGGAGCCAGAGUCAGAAGCGACCCAUGAGCAUGCCUUAGAUGAUAUGGGAAGCUUGGUUAAUGACAAACUGGUACUAGAAGAAGGGCAUUUCGGCGACCUAUUACCACCAAGCCGUCACAGUCAGUAAAAGAUGGGGCUGAGGAUGAGACCCUUGACCAAGGAGCGAAUCGCGAUGCGAUGCAAGUCUCGGAAGCGCCCAUCGCUACCAGUGACGGUAAGGACAACG